Scaptodrosophila lebanonensis is the source of this 783-nucleotide messenger RNA. RefSeq names its product tail-anchored protein insertion receptor WRB. The transcript is spliced from 2 exons. The record is from RefSeq and is a predicted model, not a curated record. Bases 78 to 611 code for a protein of 177 amino acids. NCBI's taxonomy places the organism in Eukaryota, Metazoa, Arthropoda, Insecta, Diptera, Drosophilidae. Gene Ontology annotation, biological process: tail-anchored membrane protein insertion into ER membrane.
UUUGUUAUUUUCACACAGAAUUGAACGGAAUAUUACAAAAAUAGCAUAAUUAAUCACAAGUGAGACCAAAGUGCGGCAUGGAAUUGUUUAUAAUCAUUUUGCUGCUGUGCCUGCUCACCACACUACUGCCGGAUUUUCUACGCAACUACCUCAAACUGUCUCGAUUCCUGGUCAGGGGCACAGGCGCAACGGAAGCAUCAUUUGAUUUGGAAUUGAAUGCGGCACGCGAAGAAGUGGAAAAUGUGCGAAAUGCCCAGCACAGUGGAGAAUAUGCGCGAACGAUUAAAAUUAUGCGUGCCGAGCAAAAGGUAAAGGAUGUGGAGGAGAAAAUCAAAGUUGCACGCACGAUGGCGUCGAUCAAGCAGUCCGGGAUCGACACCAUCGCUUACUACGCGUCCAAAGUUAUAAUGACAAUUGUACUUAUAAUAGUCUCAAUCAGCAAUCGAGGGACUCCAGUAAUGGUCUUUAGUGAGACCAUUAAUUUGCAGCCGCUGGGCGGUCUGCUCAGCUUUCCCACCGGAAUUUCUAAUGCCGUUUCGGUGCCCGUUUGGUCAUUUUCAUGCAAUUUCACAUUUCGAUUGCUUUAUGGCUUGAUCAAGAAUCGCGCAUGAGUGCGAGUGGAGCUAAAGCGCGGCUCAAAGCAUACAACAUCAACAUCUGGUGGCAAUUUUUUUUCCUUCGAUAGAUUGAUACAUCUAUUUAUAUGUACUUUCCGUUUUAGCUUGCUAAGUUUCAUUUUGCGCAUUUGAUUGUACAAUAAAUAAAACAUACGAUUUUAACUAA